Molecule: messenger RNA, 1020 nt
Organism: Chanos chanos (milkfish)
Lineage: Eukaryota; Metazoa; Chordata; Actinopteri; Gonorynchiformes; Chanidae
Product: carbohydrate sulfotransferase 12-like
Exons: 2
Coding region: 1-1020 (339 amino acids)
Biological process (GO): proteoglycan biosynthetic process; carbohydrate biosynthetic process
Cellular component (GO): membrane
Molecular function (GO): sulfotransferase activity
Source: RefSeq, a predicted model, not a curated record
AUGACACGAAUGAAGGAACAGUUCUGGACCACAGCUUCAAAAGAAGAGGAGAAUAGCAUCAUUUCUGAAGAGUUUGAAAAUCAAUUUUUAGACUCAAAGAUGGGGAACAAGAGUCCUGAGUGGAAAAAUCAAACAAAUCCAAUUUCCCUGGACCUGGGACAGAGACAAUAUAUCAGGAGGAAGCUGGUUCAUGACUUCUGCCACAUCAAUGGCACCCUGAGUUCCCUUGAAAAGAACAGAACAUUUUACGAUAUUCCUAAGCAUGAACUGGAAAACUUAAUUGUGGAUGACCGCCACGGAAUUAUCUACUGUUAUGUUCCAAAAGUUGGAUGCACACAGUGGAAACGUGUCAUGAUUGUGCUGAGUGAGACCCUGAAGGUAAAUGGGGUUCCCUACAAAAAUCCUUUGGAUAUUUCAUAUGAUGACACCCACGUCAGAACAAACCUUGUUUUCCUCAACAGAUUUUCAAAGCAAGUGAUGAAAGAAAAGCUUGAGAAGUACAAAAAGUUCAUUUUUGUCCGACAUCCAUAUGUUAGACUCAUCUCUGCGUACAGGGACAAGUUUGUUAAGGAAAACCAGGAAUUCUACACGAGGUAUGGUGUUCACAUGUUGAGGAAAUAUGGCAAUAACUCCAGCCCCCCUGCUAAAGUAAAGGUCGCCCAUGCUGCUGGUAUUCUUCCAUCUUUCUCAAACUUCAUCCAGUAUGUAACAGAUCCUGAAACUUUGAAGCAUGGACUUUUUGAUGAACACUGGAGACAGAUGUAUCACCUGUGUCACCCUUGUCAAAUAAACUAUGAUUUUAUCGGAAAGAUGGAGACUAUGGAGGAAGAUGCUGCAUUUUUGCUUCAUAUCCUACAUGUAGAUAAUAUUGUGAAGUUGCCACCGGGUUACACCAACAGAACAGCAGAAUCCUGGGUGAGAGAGUGGUAUGCAAACAUUCCUGAUGAGUGGAAGAGAAAGCUGUACAAAAUCUAUGAAAGUGACUUCAAACUGUUUGGAUACUCCGAUCUCGGGCAUUAG